This is a messenger RNA of Thamnophis sirtalis, 803 nucleotides long. The record is from RefSeq and is a predicted model, not a curated record. NCBI's taxonomy places the organism in Eukaryota, Metazoa, Chordata, Lepidosauria, Squamata, Natricidae.
CUGGGGGCGACAAUCUCUGGGCUAGCCCGUGGGGCCUUUUCGCCGAAAGAGGUCACGCGUGCAUUAAGCCCAUGACGCGGUUCGCCUCGUUUUGGCAUACAGGACUUGCGUGUGGAAUGGGGCAAGCCCUCGUGGUUUGUUUACUAAACCCGAAAUGUGUGAACCCUCCCAGAGAGGUGAUACCGGUCAAGGGAUAAGAGACUGGAUCAAGCAGGUUUUGAAGCAAGAUUUGUCUUUCCAACAUAUAAAAGUCAUUUAUCCAACAGCUCCUGCCAGACCAUAUACACCAAUGAGGGGAUCUUUGUCCAAUGUGUGGUUUGACAGAUACAAGAUCUCUAAUGAUUGCCCAGAACAUACUGAAACCAUUGAUGUGAUGUGUCAAGCACUUAACAGUUUGAUUGAUGAUGAAGUUAAAAAUGGCAUCAGGAAAAACAGAAUACUGUUGGGUGGUUUUUCAAUGGGUGGAUGCAUGGCUUUACAGUUGGCUUACAGAUAUCACCAAGAGGUGGCCGGAGUAUUCGCUCUUUCAAGUUUUCUCAAUAAGAAUUCAGCUGUUUACCAGGCACUGGAGAAGAAUGAAAGAGAACUCCCAGAGUUGUUUCAGUGUCAUGGAACUGCUGAUGAACUGGUUCUGUAUUCUUGGGGAGAAGACACCAACAAAACAUUAAAAGCUCUGGGAGCAAGAACUACAUUUCUGAGUCUACCAAACCUUUAUCAUGAACUAAGCAAAAGUGAGCUAGAAAAACUGCAAUCUUGGAUUUUGAAAAAAUUGCCAGAAGAGCUUUGAUUAAAGAACAAUAAUG